ACACAGGUUUACAGAAAUUUAGCAUUGCUUAUUGUAGAGUCUGAUCGCAGCAGGGAGAACGGAUAUACGGAAUCUCUUUUCAUACAGCAAGGGUGGAUCAGUCUGCCACUAAAGCUGCUCUCCAGGACAGACAGUGUGUCCUGUAGUGGGUACAAGUCAUGGUCCAGAGUAGAUGUAAGCUUUGCCAAGACCCUUCUUUCACUCACCGUAUGAUGAUGCGUUACCUCGCCGGUGAACCUGCGGUGGUACCUAGUAUGUCGCUGUGGGCUACGGUUCUCCGCCCCACUAGAGGCACUGCCGAAUUUGCUUUAAAGACAUUUUUGCAGUCGUCAAGUCGAGUGUUACUGUUCCAGAGAUGGCAUCCGCGAGUUUGCCACCAACGGUUCUGUCUUUAAAACAGUUUUUACACAGGCAAAAGGUUUUAGGACUUUACAGAAACACGUUGAGGACCAUACAGCAGAUACCUGACGAGGUUGACAGGAAGUACCUCAGAGACUGGGCAAGAGAGGCGUUCAAGAGCAAUAAGAAUGCUACAGAUCAAGAUGCAAUCCGUAUCAUGUUCACGCAAGCUAAACACCACAUGGAGGAGCUGCAGAAAUCUUUGGCAUUGGCCAAAGGUUAACAAAUCCAUUCUGUGGAGUGGUUUUUCAAAAGCAUUGUGGUCUUCGUGGCAAACAUAUUCUUUGUUUUUUGGUAACUAAGGAAACCCUGAUUUGGAUUUUAUCACUUCAUGUACAUUGUUUUACUAAACUUUUUUUUUAAUUUUCUUGUGUCAGAUUUUAUAACAAUUAGAUUUGACUCCAGAUACUUUUAUUUGGCUAAGUGCAAACCCAGAGGAUAUGGUUUUAGCCCUUCAUUUUCAACUCAAGGAAGCUGAAGUUGAAAUUUGCAGUCCAGGGUGACCUGCAUGAGCACUUUGAGCGAACUCCCCUGACAUGCUAUUUCUGACACCAAAAUGAUUUUACAACAAUCAAAAGUACCUCCAAUAUAAUAAAGUUGAUGGGAACAAACA
Betta splendens (Siamese fighting fish) is the source of this 1012-nucleotide messenger RNA. It is a transcript of the gene lyrm2, whose product is annotated as LYR motif containing 2. Gene Ontology annotation, cellular component: mitochondrion. NCBI's taxonomy places the organism in Eukaryota, Metazoa, Chordata, Actinopteri, Anabantiformes, Osphronemidae. The record is from RefSeq and is a predicted model, not a curated record. Bases 356 to 622 code for a protein of 88 amino acids. The transcript has 3 exons.